Molecule: messenger RNA, 1332 nt
Organism: Salvia hispanica
Lineage: Eukaryota; Viridiplantae; Streptophyta; Magnoliopsida; Lamiales; Lamiaceae
Source: RefSeq, a predicted model, not a curated record
AUGGUUCAAGCUAAGCCUAGAAAAGGAAAGAAAAAGGCACCGAACCCAGUGGCAGCUAAGAAUGCUAAGGGAAAGAAGAAACAAUGGGGUGACAAGAAGCCUACUGGAAAGUGCUUCAAAUGUGGAGAGAAGGGUCAUUGGAAGCCCGAUUGUCCUAAAAAGGGCAAGGCUACAGCUAAUGAUAGCGUUAUUAGAAAGAUGGUUAACAUACGUAGGUGGGUUGUGAUUGAUAAUGAUACUUGUGAGGAUGCCACUAUAAUACAGGUUGAUAGUGUCAAUAAGCAUGGAAUCCUCCUUCAGGUGGUCCAAAUUUUGACAGAUUUGGAUCUUGUGAUUAAGAAAGCGUACAUAUCAUCUGAUGGUGGAUGGUUUAUGGAUGGUAAGCUUUUAUUCUCAUUUCCACUCAACCAUCUGCAGAGACUUGAAAGCAGUGAUGAUUUGGUUGAACCUUCUUUGAAAGGACUGGUUGGAUUGGUCCCUUCUGAAGAGCAUACGUGCAUUGAGCUAACAGGAAGAGACAGGCCCGGUUUAUUAUCUGAAGUCUGUGCUGUCCUGACAGAUCUCGAGUGCAAUGUGGUGAAUGCCGAGAUAUGGACGCACAAUGAGAGAGCUGCAGCUGUGGUUCUUGUCACUGACCAUGCCAUGGGUUGUGCAAUUGAAGAUCCAAAGCGCCUAGCAGCGAUAAAGGAGCUCUUGUGCAAUGUUCUCAGGGGACACAGUGAUCUGAAUUCUGCAAAAAUGACACUUCCACCACCUGGCGUCACCCACAGGCAAAGAAGGUUACACCAGAUCAUGUUUGCUGAUCGAGACUACGAAAAAGCUGACCACUUGAUUGGUGGCAAUGUUCAUGCCAAGACCUCCAGACCUCAUGUAAUUGUAACAGAUUGUGCUGAAAAAGAUUAUACGGUCAUCACCAUGAGAUCAAAAGAUCGACCCAAGCUAUUGUUUGACAUUAUCUGCACUCUGACAGACAUGCAGUAUGUAGUCUUUCACGGGGUAGUCCACACAGGAAGAACGGAGGCAUAUCAGGAAUACUAUAUUCGGCACAUGGAUGGGGUCCCUAUUAGUUCAGAAGCUGAACGAGACCGUGUGAUGCAAUGUUUGGAAGCAGCCAUUGAAAGACGAGGCACUGAGGGUCUAGAGUUGGAACUGUGUGCUGAAGACAGAGUAGGACUUCUCUCCGACAUCACCAGGAUAUUUAGGGAAAAUGGUCUGUGCAUCAAAAGAGCAGAGAUCUCAACAAGGGGAGGAAAAGCUAGGGAUACAUUCUAUGUCACGGAUGUGACUGGCAGCCCCGUUGAUCAUAAGACUGUCGACUCCAUCUGUGAACAG